This is a messenger RNA of Trichobilharzia szidati, 1653 nucleotides long. The record is from the annotation of a GenBank genome assembly. NCBI's taxonomy places the organism in Eukaryota, Metazoa, Platyhelminthes, Trematoda, Strigeidida, Schistosomatidae.
AUGGCUAAUGUUUCUGGUUUUGGAGUAGCACGUUCUCUAAUUCAUGCAUUCGAUCCACAUGGAAAACGUUAUAGACCGUCUGUUAGUCCUACACCAGGUUUCUCAGCUUCUGCUGAUGCUGAAAGACUUCACAGAGCCAUGAAAGGACCAGUUCACUUCCGACAUACAGUAAAGGAUGAUGAUGAUGAUGAUGAUGAUGAUGAUGAUGAUGAUGAUGAUGAUGAUGAUGAUGAUGAUGAUGAUGAUGAUGAUGAUGAUGAUGAUGAUGAUGAUGAUGAUGAUGAUGAUGAUGAUGAUGAUGAUGAUGAUGAUGAUGAUGAUGAUGAUGAUGAUGAUGAUGAUGAUGAUGAUGAUGAUGAUGAUGAUGAUGAUGAUGAUGAUGAUGAUGAUGAUGAUGAUGAUGAUGAUGAUGAUGAUGAUGAUGAUGAUGAUGAUGAUGAUGAUGAUGAUGAUGAUGAUGAUGAUGAUGAUGAUGAUGAUGAUGAUGAUGAUGAUGAUGAUGAUGAUGAUGAUGAUGAUGAUGAUGAUGAUGAUGAUGAUGAUGAUGAUGAUGAUGAUGAUGAUGAUGAUGAUGAUGAUGAUGAUGAUGAUGAUGAUGAUGAUGAUGAUGAUGAUGAUGAUGAUGAUGAUGAUGAUGAUGAUGAUGAUGAUGAUGAUGAUGAUGAUGAUGAUGAUGAUGAUGAUGAUGAUGAUGAUGAUGAUGAUGAUAGCACAGAUGAGGCUACAAUUAUUAACAUACUGGCUCGUAGAACGAAUUAUGAACGUCAAGAAAUUUGCCAGUCAUACAUGAGUAUGUAUAAAAAGGAUCUUAAAGAUGAAUUAAAAUCAGAGACAAGUGGUGAUUUUCGCAAGGUACUGUGCCAACUGGUUGUGGAUACACCGUAUAUGUUAGCCAAAUCAUUAUAUUAUGCUAUGAAAGGUCUGGGUACAAAUGAUCGCGUUCUAAUCGAAAUAUUAACUACCCUGUGGAAUGAUGAAAUAAGAGCUGUUGCUGAAGCUUAUAAAAAAGUUCUUAAAGAUAAAGGGAGUGAAGCCACUGACCGUUCAUUAGUCACUGAUAUGAAGAAAGAAACCUGUGGAGACUAUGAGUAUGCUCUACUUAGUUUAGUUCAAGCUGAACGGGAUGAUGUACAAGUGCUUCAAUUGAAAAGUAUACCUGAGAAAGGUGUUCAGUCUAUUACUAAUCGAGAUUUGGCUGAAGCUGAUGCCAAAGAGCUGUAUGCAUGUGGAGCUGGUAGAAUGGGUACUAAUGAAAGACGUAUUACACGAAUCAUAUGCAACAGAACGCCGUAUCAGUUAUAUUUAACUUCAGAAGUCUAUUUAAGUAUGUACGGUAAAACGCUUCUGGAACAUAUUGAAGCAGAAACAUCUGGAGAUUAUCGUAAACUAUUAACAUCUAUUUUGAGAUAUGCAACCGAUCGACCUGCUUUGAUUGCUGAAUGGCUUUAUGAUGCAAUGGCUGGUUUAGGAACAAAGGAUUAUGCAUUAAUGAGGUUGUUAAUUACACGCUCAGAGAUUGAUCUUCAGGAUAUAAUGGAUGCCUAUCAAGUCAUUUAUGGUAAAUCUUUGUUGGAUGCUGUAAAAGACGAUACCUCUGGUGACUACCGUCGAACUUUAUCCGCUCUACUCGGUGAGACAGUUGGUCAACAGUAA